GUAUCAGUCAUGCGCACCAUCCAGGUCUGUGACCGCACCGCGGAGCUGCGACACCAACACCCCGGCAGGCUCCCUCCUCUGGAGAAAAUGGCCCCGGAUCGACGACUAAACCUGGAUUAUCGUCCUGCUAUGUGUGUAUUUGGGAGCAGUGAUGACCGCCUGAAGCAAAUAACGCCCAUUUGCGCAGAUUUUGGCAUCAGACUGGAGCAAAGGUGGGAGAGGCCAAUCACGUGAAAACCCCCCCCCCCACUUCCCACCGAUGCCAUUGGAGAUACUUUCCCUGCUUUAUUGUGUUUGAGCGAGCCAGGAUGCAGAAGGCCACAUAUUACGACAACGCCGCUCUCUUUGGGGGGUACACUUACCCCAAAGCCGACGCCUACAGCUACGCUCACCAGUCCUACCCCGCAGCCAGCAUUGAGGGGGACUACCAGGGCUCGGUGUGCCCCCUCCAGAGCCCCGCUGUCCGGCCUCCCCCGGCCCUGAAGGAAAGUGACUUAAACGUGGAUUGCAUGCGGCAGAGCAGCAGCAGCCAAAGCAACACAAGCAGCAGCAGCAGCAGCAGCAGCAGCAGCAGCAGCCAUGAGGCGGCGAGUGUUGGGGAGCAGCAGGCCGGGGCUCCCCUUCCCCCAUCACCCGGCUCCGUGCCCCACAAGAAGAAGUCUUCCCCGGGUGGCGGCAACACCACGCCGGUCUUGACCAAGCAGAUCUUCCCCUGGAUGAAGGAGACCCGGCAGAAUGCAAAGCAGAAGGGCAACACUUGCCCUGCGGCGGGCGAGGUGAGCGACGAGAAGAGUCCGUCCGGGCCGGCCUCCAAGCGGGUGAGAACCGCCUACACCAGCGCGCAGCUGGUGGAGCUGGAGAAGGAGUUCCACUUCAACCGCUACCUGUGCCGCCCACGCAGGGUGGAGAUGGCCAACCUGCUCAACCUGACCGAGCGCCAAAUCAAGAUCUGGUUCCAAAACCGCAGGAUGAAGUACAAAAAGGACCAGAAGUCCAAAGGGCUGGCGCACUCCCCGCUGGGCCACUCCCCGGACCGGAGCCCCCCGCUGAGCGGGCCCGCACACAUGGGCGCGUACCCCGGCCAGCUGCAGAACCCUCUGGCCUACGACGCGCCGUCCCCGCCGCCCUUCGCCAAGUCCCAGCAGAACAUGUACGGCCUGGCCGCCUACACGGCCCCGCUGGGUGGAUGCAUGCCGCAGCAGAAGCGCUACCCGGGCGCAGAGUACGAGCACCACAGCCUGCAGGGCGGAGGAGGCGGAGGCGGAGGCGGAGGCGGAGGCACCUUCUCCGGCGCCAACCUGCAGGGCAGCCCGGUGUACGUGGGCGGGAACUUUGUGGACGCCAUGCCGGCCUCCGGGCCCGUCUUCAACCUGGGUCACCUUCCACACCCGUCGUCCACCAGCGUGGACUACAGCUGCGCGGCGCAGAUCCCCGGGAACCACCACCACGGACCCUGCGACCCCCACCCCACCUACACGGACCUCACCUCGCUCCAAGCCACUCAGGGAAGGAUUCAGGAGGCGCCCAAACUCACGCACUUGUAAUAAUGGCGUGUGCGUGGAUGCUGAGCUCACCUUUUUUAUGACCUCACUGUAUACUCAUCAUCACCAGUAUUAUUGUGCGUUUUCAUUCUAAAUUACACAGCUUCUCCCACGCUGCGUGGGAAUGUCUGGAUGUUGGUUUUUUAUAUACUAAAGUGCAUUUUGGACUGAAUAUUUGACUUGAAAGUAAGCUUGUAGAUGAUGAACGUAUAGAAUCUCAUUUUUUUUUAAAUAGUCCUAAUAAUUGUCAGGAUCUCAUCCUCCAUCAUGACUAUUUAUUUAUUGCGCCUCCACCUAUUUAUUAUUUAAUGGUUGCACAUUAUUUAUCGUUUUAUAAGCGAGUAUUUAUCCGUGUAUUUGUUUUCUUGUUCGGACAGAUCAGUGCACUUGAUGGCAAAACAGGGUUCUUUAAAAAAUAUAUAUAUAAAAAAAUGAAAUAAAAAAAAAAGAUCAUUUGUUAUUGUAAAUUGGGGACAAAUGGGGCAUUUUGUAGUGUAUAAACACCACUAUGUGUCCAUGGUUUAUCUUGUGUGGAACCUUAAGCAAAAUCGUAGACCAGGGGUGUCCAAAGUGAGGCCCGGGGGCCAUUUGGGGCCCGCAGCUAUUUGUUUACCGGCCCGCCACACAUUCUGGAAAGGUUCUUGUAAAAAAAAAAAAAGACAUUAAAAACAGUAGAAUGAGGUUAAAUUUAACGAGAAAAAGUUGCAAUGUUGACACCUUGAAUUGAUGAAGGUGGACCCCGACUUAAACAAGUUGAAAAACUUAUUGGGGUGUUACCAUUUAGUGGUCAAUUGUACAGAAUAUGUACUGUACUGUGCAAUCUACUAAUAAAAGUAUCAAUCAAUCAAUCAAUCAAACACAAAGUUUUUUUUGUUUAUCUUUAUUUUUCUUUUGCAUUGCACACAAAAAAAUGUUCUUGAAAAAAUCUGUAUCAUUGUGAAUUAUUGACCUAUUCAAACCUUCAUUUACUUCAAAUAUUUCACUUGAAAAGGUUUUAUGCGGAAAAUAUUGCAUAUGUUGUGUGUUUGCCAUAUAAAUACAAUGUUUUCUUUGACAAAAGAGCACAAAACAAACCAAAUAAUAGUUCAAACGUAUAAAAUCGACAGAUAUAUCUGAAGUUGAUCUUAACUUAAGUGUUGAAAAGAAAAAAAAAGAAAAAUGUAUCAAUUUAUCUUUAUUUUUCUUUUGCCAUUGCACAAAAAAAAAUGUUUUGAAAAAAAAAUCUGUAUUAUUAGAGAAUUAUUGACCUAUUCAAACCUUUAUUUACUUCAAAUAUUUCACUUGAAAAUGUUUUAUGCGGAAAAUAUUGCAUAUGUUGUGUGUUUGCCAUAUAAAUACAAUGUUUUCUUUGACAAAAGAGCACAAAACAAACAAAAUAAUAGUUCAAACGUAUAAAAUCGACAGAUAUAUCUGAAGUUGAUCUCUUAACUUAAGUGUUGAACGUAAAAAAAAAAAUAUACAAAUUUAUCAAUUUAUGAGCAUUUAGAUAUUUAGUGGGAUUUUUUUUAAAUAUUUCUCUGUUAUUACUCAAACAUAAUAAUGAAUUAAAAUCGAUGGUUUCCUGCAUUAUUGAUCUUUUUAGGGCUCCUAUUACUUCACAUCAAACAUUGCUUUUUGUAUGUUUUGGGCGGUGGGGGAAAUACUGCAUAUUUCAGUUUUACUAUAAAAAAAACAAAGUUGUCUUUGAUAGAAAAGACUUUUUUUUUUUUAACUUUAUAUCAACUUGAAGUUGAUAUAUAGAUUUAGUGUAAACAUUAAAUAAAAAAAUAAAAAUGAUAAUUUGACUUGUUUUUAACAUUUUAAUGACCACGACACUUUAUGGUCCCCUGGGAGCCUUAAAAGUACAAUAAAUAAAUAAAUAAAUAUGUUUUGUUAUGGUUUGAAAAUGAAAAAUAUCAAAAUGGCCCCCGCAUGCUUUAUUUUUCCGUGGAAAAAGUUUGGACACCCCUGUGGUAGACUAUCCCAAGUAUCCAAUAUUGUACACACCAGCAUGACAUUUUGUGUAUUCCAUUCCAAAAAAAAAAAUUAAAAAAAAAAUGUUUUUUAUUGUUAUUCCACCCUCAUAAUUACUGAAUCAUAUUGAAAUGUUCUAUUUUAUUGUGUUGAGCAUUUUGUAAAUAAAGCGGUCAAAGUUUACUGUUCA
Messenger RNA from Nerophis ophidion (straightnose pipefish), 3684 nucleotides. It is a transcript of the gene hoxd3a, whose product is annotated as homeobox D3a. The coding region runs from base 309 to 1544 and encodes 411 amino acids. Gene Ontology annotation, cellular component: nucleus. NCBI's taxonomy places the organism in Eukaryota, Metazoa, Chordata, Actinopteri, Syngnathiformes, Syngnathidae. The transcript has 4 exons. The record is from RefSeq and is a predicted model, not a curated record. Gene Ontology annotation, biological process: regulation of transcription by RNA polymerase II. Gene Ontology annotation, molecular function: RNA polymerase II cis-regulatory region sequence-specific DNA binding; DNA-binding transcription factor activity, RNA polymerase II-specific.